This is a messenger RNA of Ramularia collo-cygni, 360 nucleotides long. RefSeq lists its product as uncharacterized. The record is from RefSeq and is a predicted model, not a curated record. Lineage: Eukaryota; Fungi; Ascomycota; Dothideomycetes; Mycosphaerellales; Mycosphaerellaceae. The coding region runs from base 1 to 360 and encodes 119 amino acids. The transcript has a single exon.
AUGUCCUUCCGCGGAGGUCCACCACGUGGCGGGCGUGGCGGUGGAGGAGGGGGACGUGGCGGUAGUGGUGGAGGACCACCAGCACAAGGCGGUAUUUACCUCGCUGGAGAGCCAAUACCUCCACCGGACGCCAAGAUAACUGCAGCGGAAGACGAACUGGUCAAACAGACUCGUGAUCAGAUGUUCGAAAACUUUCCAGGUCGGCGUGGCUACGGUACCAAAGGCAAACCCAUCAUUCUGCGCACCAAUUACCUCGUCAUGACCACAGCGUACGAAGAAAAAACCCCUUCGCACGAAGCUCGUCUUCCUGAGCCAAGCGUUUCGACCGUUAGGGGAACGUGCGGUAAUCCAAGGUUCUGA